This is a messenger RNA of Punica granatum (pomegranate), 3573 nucleotides long. The record is from RefSeq and is a predicted model, not a curated record. NCBI's taxonomy places the organism in Eukaryota, Viridiplantae, Streptophyta, Magnoliopsida, Myrtales, Lythraceae.
AAUCAAUAUAAUUAAAGGACAUCAUCUGAUCAAAUAAACACUCACUAUUUCGGACAACCAAUUCAUUCUCUCAAACCGUUUCCUUGAUUGAUUUCAACUUUCAGUCCAGAGAUCCAAAUGGCGGAUAUUGCAAGUACGGCCGUUGGUACAGGCCUCACUUUCUGGGAUCGCACGGCCGAGUACCGGAAGUACAUCCGCAAUCUUGGAGACAAUUUGACCGCCCUUGAGACGAAGAAGGAUGAACUGGGUGGCGUCUACAAUGACGUGAACCGACUAGCUGAGACAGCUGAAGGAGAAGGAUGGAUCCGAAAGCACGAUGCCGCUGGCUGGUUGGAGAGUGUGAGAGCCCUCAGGGAGGAAGCCGACACGAUUCUAGCAGAUGGGAAGUGGAUCAUGGGGAAGAAUUGCCUGUGCGGUCUCUGUUACAGGAACUGUCGUUCACGUUACAAGCAAUCAAAGCUCGCUGAGGCAAAGGAGGCCGCGCUAGACACUAAAUUAGGGCAGGGCCGUAACUUCAGAGUAAAGGAUGAUGUUGCAUACGAUCCUGCUGGUCCGAUCCUUGAGAGAUCUCUUGAGGCUCUUCGCUACAAGAUGGAUGAGCUGCGCGGAGUAUUUGAAACAGUGAAACAACGAGUUAAGGGGGAGGAAGAUCAGCACUUGGUUAGAACACCAGAAGUCCGUGGUUGGUUGGAGAGAGUCAAACUUGUCCUCGAGGAGGAAGUGGGACAGAUUCUUGAGCGAGGGAAGCUGGAACUGGACAAAAGCUGCAAGAAAGAGGGAGCGGACUUUCAUUCUCGGAGGAACUUCACCAGCAUAUCAACGAGCGCUGACAAGAAGAGAGCUAUCAUGGAAGGGCUGCUAGGAGAGCGCCGUGGCUUCACUGAGUUAACCUGUAAGCCUGAUGAUCCUCUCAUGGUUGAGAUAGCCCUUCAGCCCCCGGUGGGCAUGAAUUCCAUGUUUGAGGAGGUAUGGAAUUGGGUUGAGGACGAAUCUGUGAGGUGCAUUGGGAUAUUCGGGAUGGGUGGUGUUGGAAAGACCACCCUGCUGAACAAGGUCCACAAUCAAUUCCUUCAAGUUAGCCAUGAUUAUAACUUUGUACUCCGGGUUGUGGUGUCCAGGCCAGUUAAUCUAGAAAAACUUCAGAAGGCCAUCUGGAAAAAACUAAACCUCCCGGAAGAUAAAUGGAAUCCCAGUGACAAAGAAAGCACAACAUCUGCAAUCCUAGAGUUGAUGAAGGAUAAGAACUUCUUGCUUUUUAUGGAUGAUCUUUGGGAUGCUAUAGAUCUUCUAAUUGAUCUUGGGAUCCCUUGUCAUGACCACCAAAACAAAUGCAAGAUCAUAUUCACGACUCGAUCGGUGGAAGUUUGUAAUCGCAUGAAAGCUGACAAGAGUAAGAAGGUGGAGUGCUUACCACCAGAUGAUGCUCUUCAACUCUUCCGACAGAAGUUAGGAGAGAAAACUUGGAUUGCUCAUCCUAGGAUCCCUGAGAUUGCGAACACAUUGGUUGGUGAGUGCAAAUAUUUACCACUUGCUCUCGUUACUGUUGCAAGAGCCAUGGCCGGUACAACGGAUCUAGAAGAUUGGAUGAUUGCCGAAAAGGAUCUGAAAUGGCAGGUUGAUAUGGAGGAGGAAGUGCUUAAAAAACUAGAAUUCAGCUACAACCGCUUGCCUGAUGAAAUCCACAAAAGAUGCUUGUUGUGCCUUUCAAUAUUCCCGGAGGACCAUGGGUUUUAUGAAGAUGAUGCAAUUGCCCUCUGGAUUGGGGAAGGAUUUCUAGACGAAUGUGAUGACGUUCAUGAAGCGCGAACUUAUGGAAGAAAAAUAUAUAGAAAACUAAGGCACGCAUGUUUAGUGGAGUUUAUAGCGCAGACAGUGCUGGUUGGAGAAUUUUUUAAGAUGCAUGAUUUUGUUCGAGAAAUGUGCUUGUGGGUAUACUCAGAGCAUGGAUCGAAGAAGAAGAAAGUUUUAGUUCAAGAGGAGGUGGAGUCGUUUCGAAUGGGAGAUCUUAAGAAAUGGAAGGAUGCAGAGAGGAUAUCCCUGUGGCGAGUAAAAAGCAGUGUAUAUGAUACAUCAUUGGCAACUAUAUCAUGUUCCCGUCUUUCGACUCUGAUUAUAAGGGACACAAGUUUGAGGAAAAUCCCGGACGAGCUCUUCUUGUCAGUGCCCUGCUUAAGAGUCUUGGAUCUGUCCGAUAAUGAAUAUCUGCAGGAGCUACCAGGUAGUAUUUGGAAACUAAUAAACCUCAGGUACCUAAAUCUAAAUAUAGCUGGAGCCGAAACUCAUGAGGUGCCGGAGGAGAUAAAGAAUUUGAGUAACCUAGUAGUGUUGAUUUUAUCUCGCAAUGUUCUGGUGCCAGCCGAACUCAUAUCAAAUCUUUCAUCUGUGAGACUGUUUUAUUGGUCAAAUACAAGCAGGUAUUGGCCGACGCUGUCAAAAAAAUUUUGCGAAAUUGAAUGUUUAGAAGCGCUAGAGAUGAUGCAGAGCAUGGAGGAAAUAGACAUAACCUUAACCUCACCCGAAGGUGUUGAAAAAUUACUGAGCUGUCCCAAGCUGCCAAGCCGCGUGAGAGGUCUCUGUCUUUGCAGGUGUAAUGGCUUGGCUUCUUUCAGAAUAUCAAUGCCAUUUAUGAGAAGAUCGGGGUACUUCCAGUCCCUUUAUUUAUACAGAUGCGAUUUCAAGGAGAUUGAAGUGGGUUCUGGUGAAUAUGAAGGCUCUUAUGAAAGUCCAGGAAGAUAUUCAUCGUAUGUGGAAUCUCUUGCUCCUAAACCUGCAAGUUUUGCAAGUUGGGAUUGUUUCCAGAGCCUUAGAAAUGUAAGAAUUUUCCACUGUACGGGAUUAGAAAAUGUGACAUCGCUAAUUUACCACGCUCCUUUUUUAGAGAACCUUUGCAUCGAAAGGUGUGACUCAAUGGAGGAAGUGAUCGUGGGGGACAUUGAAGACAACCAUGUCACGAGUAAUAGAGUAUUCCCUUUGCUUGCAUCUCUCAGGUUGGAUGAUCUUUAUAACUUGGAGAGAAUUUGCAGGAGAGCCUUGCCUUUUCCUGCACUCAAAGAGAUUAAAGUACGUGGGUGCUUCGAGCUCAAGGAGCUCCCACUGAAUUGCGACAGUGCAAAGAAUAGUUUACAGGUUAUUGAGGGAGAGCAGGCGUGGUGGGAAGGCUUGAAGUGGGAUGAUCCUGCCUCAGAGCAAGUUUUCUCCACAAAGUUUGUCAGUUGUUGAGAUGCUACGUUCUUCUAAAUGUCCCGGAGCAGGAUGUCUUCCUAAGAUCAUUGAGAUGGAAGAGAAAGGAUUUUACGAGAAGGCUACAACAAAACGUACCCAUUUCUGUUCAACUACUGCAAGCACAUCUGUUCAAUCUGUUUCUGGUCACUUGGUAUUCUGCUUUCCUGUAUUUCUGUGCCAAGAAAGCCUCAGUCUGUGCUUUGUAAAAGCGCUUGAUUGGUACAAGUUUCUUGAGUUCGCGUUUGGUCCUAAAGUUCAACAGUGAACACUUCUUUGAUGACAUCGUUGGACUUUCUGUGUUCUGGGGAUUAUUUCCGUUGAAUUAUGCGAAACUUUGCACUCUUGACUCUU